CACUCUCUCACUCCAGCAAUGGCCAGCCGGCCAUAGCCCACUCCCUCAUUCACUCACUCCCCCUCCCCUCCCGCUCCCGCCCUUCGCCCCCCCUCGCGCAACCGCUUUCUCCCUUCCCCUUCCUUCCUUUUCCUCCGAGCUCGCUGCCAGGGACCGUUCUCGUGCCGCGCUGUGGUUGCCAGGUCGGAUUUCGAGGCGCCCGUGAACAGCGAGAGCCUGCGCGCGUUUUUGAGCCAUUCGUGGGAGGGAAGUCUUCCGCACCGUUGUGGCUUCCUCUGGAGCGCGCGUCGGAGUUGCUGCUCGGACAUUGGAGCUUCGGAGCUGGCGCAGCCGGGGAGUUGUUGCGUUUUCUGGGUCGGGAGGUCGGGGUGCCAGGGCGGGAGUUGACGUGUAGUUUUGGGGAUACGAGGCUGGGGUGGUAGUGGGGGGUUCUUGCGGGGGAUUUUGAGAAGUUUUGAUGGGUAUUUGCGGUGAUGAGGUUUGGGGGCUUGCCGUGGUGGAAUGAGGGGUACGUUGAAGGAGAGAGAGGUCUGUCGGGGAAAUUCGAGUGCAAGCGGGAGUGUGAUGGAGCGAGUUUGUGGUAGAGGGAGGCCGAUGGUUGCAGUGGUGAGCUCGGUGGGAUCGGUGGAUUCGAUUGGGACAUGUUGGUAGGCAGAGACUAGGGUUAGGGCGUGGGCAGUGACCGUUGGGUGCCAUUAGUUUGGUUGAGUGUGGGAAGCGGCCGUGGACCCUGGAGCUUGCGUUUCUGAAUUUUCGAGGGGCUUGUUGCCAUGGCGAAGCCGAAGAACGGGAAGAAGACUCUCGACUCGUGCGUCAUUAAAGGCACUCGGAAAAUUGUCAAAGUUGGAGAUACAGUUCUGAUGCGCAGCGAGGAUGCGGAUAAACCUCCCUAUAUUGCAAAGGUAGAGAAGAUCGAGGGUGAUAGUCGAGGCAACGUGAAAGUCCGGGUCCGGUGGUACUACCGGCCGGAAGAAUCCAUGAGCGGGCGCAAGCAGUUCCAUGGACAGAAGGAGGUUUUUCUGUCGGACCACUAUGACGUGCAGAGCGCGGACACAAUAGAAGGCAAGUGCAUUGUUCACUCUUUCAAGAACUACACGAAGUUGGAGACUGUGAGUGCUGAGGACUAUUUCUGUCGAUUCGAGUAUAAGGCAACCACUGGCGGUUUCACCCCUGAUCGCGUCGCUGUGUAUUGCAAGUGUGAGAUGCCAUACAACCCUGACCACGUGAUGCUGGAAUGCAACAGUUGCAAAGACUGGUUUCACAGACAUUGCGUGGGCUUGAGCGAAGAGCAGGUGAAACAUGUGGAUAGAUACAUUUGCCCUACUUGUGCCCCUGAAACUGUGAAGAAAAGCAAUGGAUCGUCACAUAAGACACCAGACGCGAAGCCGGAUCUGAAACGUCAGAGGAGGUGACCUCAAGUCAAGCUUGGCGCAUUGCUCAAGUGGUUCUUGCAGUAUGUUUCAGAUGUCAGAGAUAUGAGAAGUUGGUGUAGAUAUGAGGAUUCAGAUGCAAAAUGUAAGAUAGUGAGUUGACUACCUUGGUGGGUUCUACAUUUCAGCGACCUUUUCUAGAAUCCGAAGCUGUGUAUUAUGAUCCACUCAAAGUGUUUAUUGGAAUACACGAGUUGGGGCUGUGCCAAUUACGCAGUCCGAGGUCUCUUCCUCUGCUGUCUCAGGGUAACGAGCGCAUAAUUGCUUGAUGAGAAUUCACUCUACCUGUGAGCAUUAAUCCUCUUAGAUGAACCUGCGGCCCAUUUGCCUGUCUCGGUCAGCAAGACAUUUUGUCCAGUUGGGCACAAGUUGCAAUAGAAAGCUAGGUCGCUGGCAUAUAAAGCUGGAUCCAGCAUUGACGUGUACCUCAUCUCUAAUAUCUACUGUGUUGCAAAAUCAA
Molecule: messenger RNA, 1890 nt
Organism: Physcomitrium patens
Lineage: Eukaryota; Viridiplantae; Streptophyta; Bryopsida; Funariales; Funariaceae
Product: chromatin remodeling protein EBS
Molecular function (GO): chromatin binding
Source: RefSeq, a predicted model, not a curated record